This is a messenger RNA of Oenanthe melanoleuca, 11140 nucleotides long. RefSeq names its product erb-b2 receptor tyrosine kinase 4 (gene ERBB4). NCBI's taxonomy places the organism in Eukaryota, Metazoa, Chordata, Aves, Passeriformes, Muscicapidae. Gene Ontology annotation, molecular function: ATP binding; transmembrane receptor protein tyrosine kinase activity; epidermal growth factor receptor binding. The record is from RefSeq and is a predicted model, not a curated record. Gene Ontology annotation, cellular component: basal plasma membrane; signaling receptor complex. The transcript is spliced from 27 exons. Gene Ontology annotation, biological process: protein phosphorylation; positive regulation of kinase activity; multicellular organism development. The coding region runs from base 19 to 3894 and encodes 1291 amino acids.
GGCAGCGGCGGCGGCGCGAUGCCGGCGGCGGCCGGGGGGCUGCUGUGGUGGAGCUGCUGCGUGCUGGCGGCGGCGGCCGGGGCCCCGCGGGCCGCUGCGGCGGCGCAGGCAGUGUGUGCUGGCACUGAGAACAAGCUGAGCUCCCUGUCUGACCUGGAGCAGCAGUACCGCGCCCUGCGCAAGUACUAUGAGAACUGCGAGGUGGUGAUGGGCAACCUGGAGAUCACCAGCAUCGAGCACAACAGAGACCUCUCCUUCCUCAGGUCUAUCCGAGAAGUCACGGGCUACGUGCUGGUGGCUUUGAACCAGUUUGAAUACCUGCCCCUGGAGAACCUGCGCAUCGUCCGCGGCACCAAGCUCUACGAGGAGCGCUACGCCCUGGCCAUCUUCCUCAACUACAGGAAGGAUGGCAACUUUGGGCUCAGGGAGCUUGGCCUGAGGAACCUGACGGAGAUCCUGAAUGGAGGGGUGUAUGUUGGGCAGAACAAAUUCCUCUGCUUUGCAGACACCAUUCAUUGGCAAGACAUCGUGAGGAACCCCUGGGCCUCCAACUUCACUCUGGUUCCAACAAAUGGCAGCUCAGGAUGUGGUCGGUGCCACAAGUCCUGCACAGGACGGUGCUGGGGACCCACAGAGAAUCACUGCCAGACCUUGACCAAGACGGUGUGUGCAGAGCAGUGCGACGGGCGCUGCUACGGGCCCUACGUCAGCGACUGCUGCCACCGCGAGUGCGCCGGCGGCUGCCACGGACCCAAGGACACCGACUGCUUCGCCUGCAUGAAUUUCAAUGACAGUGGUGCUUGUGUCACACAGUGCCCCCAGACCUUUGUGUACAACCCCACCACCUUCCAGCUGGAGCACAACCACAAUGCCAAGUACACCUAUGGGGCUUUCUGUGUCAAGAAGUGCCCACACAACUUUGUGGUAGAUUCCAGCUCUUGUGUCCGGGCAUGUCCGAGCUCCAAGAUGGAGGUUGAAGAAAAUGGAAUUAAGAUGUGCAAGCCCUGCACUGACAUUUGUCCUAAAGCAUGUGAUGGCAUUGGGACAGGGAGUUUGGUGUCAGCUCAGACGGUGGAUUCCAGCAACAUUGACAAGUUUGUAAACUGCACCAAGAUCAAUGGCAACCUUAUCUUCCUUGUCACUGGGAUUCAUGGAGACCCGUACCACACGAUCGCUGCCAUCAAUCCAGAGAAAUUAAACAUCUUCCAAACAGUGAGAGAGAUAACAGGGUAUUUGAACAUACAGUCAUGGCCUGAGAACAUGACAGACUUCAGGGUGUUUUCUAACUUGGUUACCAUUGGUGGGAGAGCUCUCUAUAGUGGCCUUUCCUUGCUCAUCCUAAAGCAACAAGGCAUCACUUCCCUGCAGUUCCAGUCCCUGAAGCAGAUCAGUGCUGGCAACAUCUACAUCACAGACAACAGCAACCUGUGUUACUACCACACUGUCAACUGGACCAGCCUCUUCAGCACCCCCAGCCAAAAGACAGUGAUCCACAGGAACAAAAGGGCAGAGAACUGCACUGCAGAUGGGAUGGUGUGCAACGAGCUGUGCUCCAGUGAUGGCUGCUGGGGGCCAGGGCCAGACCAGUGCCUGUCCUGCAAGCGCUUCAUCAGGGGCAGGACCUGCAUCGACUCCUGCAACCUCUACGACGGGGAAUUCCGAGAGUUUGCAAAUGGUUCUGUGUGUGUGGAGUGUGAUCCCCAGUGUGAAAAGAUGGAGGAAAACAUGAUCACCUGCUACGGGCCGGGACCUGACCACUGCACAAAGUGUUUCCAUUUCAAGGAUGGUCCAAACUGUGUGGAGAAGUGCCCUGAUGGCUUGCAGGGGGCCAACAGCUUCAUUUUCAAGUACGCCGACGAGGAUCGGGAGUGCCACCCGUGCCAUCCAAACUGCACCCAAGGGUGUAGAGGCCCCGCUAGCCAUGACUGCAUUUUCUAUCCAUGGACACGGCACUCCACCCUGCCCCAGCACGCUAGAACUCCCCUGAUUGCUGCAGGAGUCAUUGGUGGGCUCUUCAUCGUGGUCAUCAUGGGGCUGACCUUCGCCGUCUACGUGCGGCGCAAGAGCAUCAAGAAGAAGAGAGCGCUGCGAAGGUUCCUGGAGACUGAGCUUGUGGAGCCCCUGACCCCGAGCGGCACGGCGCCCAACCAAGCCCAGCUCCGCAUCCUGAAGGAGACAGAGCUGAAGAGAGUCAAGGUGCUGGGCUCUGGAGCCUUUGGGACAGUGUACAAGGGGAUCUGGGUCCCUGAGGGUGAAACAGUGAAGAUUCCUGUGGCCAUUAAGAUCCUUAAUGAGACCACUGGUCCAAAAGCCAAUGUGGAGUUCAUGGAUGAAGCUCUCAUCAUGGCCAGCAUGGACCACCCACACCUGGUGAGACUCCUGGGCGUGUGCCUGAGCCCCACCAUUCAGCUGGUCACCCAGCUGAUGCCACAUGGCUGCCUCCUGGAUUAUGUCCACGAGCACAAGGAUAAUAUUGGCUCCCAGCUCCUGCUGAACUGGUGUGUCCAGAUAGCCAAGGGAAUGAUGUACCUGGAAGAGAGGAGGCUCGUGCACCGGGACCUGGCAGCCCGUAAUGUCCUGGUGAAAUCACCCAACCACGUGAAAAUCACUGACUUUGGCUUGGCCAGGCUUCUGGAAGGGGAUGAAAAGGAGUAUAAUGCUGAUGGGGGAAAGAUGCCAAUUAAAUGGAUGGCUCUGGAGUGCAUACAUUACAGGAAAUUCACCCAUCAGAGUGAUGUGUGGAGCUAUGGAGUCACCAUCUGGGAGCUGAUGACCUUCGGGGGGAAGCCGUACGACGGAAUCCCGACGCGGGAGAUCCCCGACCUGCUGGAGAAGGGGGAGAGGCUGCCCCAGCCCCCCAUCUGCACCAUCGAUGUCUACAUGGUGAUGGUGAAGUGCUGGAUGAUUGAUGCUGACAGUCGGCCAAAAUUCAAGGAGCUGGCUGCUGAAUUCUCCAGAAUGGCUCGAGACCCUCAGAGAUACCUGGUGAUUCAGGGAGAUGAUCGUAUGAAGCUCCCAAGCCCAAAUGACAGCAAGUUCUUCCAAAACCUUCUUGAUGAGGAAGACCUGGAAGAUAUGAUGGAUGCUGAAGAGUACCUUGUCCCUCAAGCAUUCAACAUUCCUCCUCCCAUCUACACCUCCAGGACAAGGAUUGAUUCCAACAGGAACCAGUUUGUGUACCGGGAUGGUGGCUACACUGCCGAGGUGCCGAUGCCAUACAGGGCUCCAGGCUGCAUCAUUCCAGAGGCCCCAGCUGCUCAGGGGGCCACAGCAGAGAUCUUUGAAGACACCUGCUGCAAUGGCACGAUGCAGAAACAGGUGGCAAGCCUGGCAAAAGAGGACAGCAGCACGCAGAGGUACAGCGCUGACCCCACUGUCUUCAUUCCCGAGCGGGUCGUGCGGGGAGAGCUGGAUGAGGACGGGUACAUGACCCCCAUGAGAGACAAACCUAAAACAGACUACCUGAACCCAGUGGAAGAGAACCCGUUUGUUUCCCGGCGGAAGAACGGGGAUCUCCAGGCUGUGGACAACCCAGAGUACCACAACACGCCCAACGGGCAGCCCAAAGCAGAGGACGAGUACGUGAACGAGCCCCUGUACCUCAACACCUUCGCCAGCACCCUGGAGAGCGCCGAGUACCUGAAGAGCAGCCUGCCGGAGAAAGCCAAGAAGGCCUUCGACAACCCAGACUACUGGAACCACAGCCUGCCCCCACGGAGCAGCCUCCAGCACCCCGACUACCUGCAGGAGUACAGCACAAAAUACUUUUACAAACAGAACGGGCGGAUCCGGCCCAUGGUGGCGGAGAAUCCUGAAUACCUCUCCGAGUUCUCCCUGAAGCCUGGCACUGUGCUGCCCCCACCGCCCUACAGACACCGGAACACCGUGGUGUAGUGGCUGUGCUCUCCCUCAAGUGGAAAGGCAACCCCUUCUAGCUGCCUCACUCGUACUCUCACUCCCCCUUUCCCCCUGCCCUUGCCCGUCCUUCCUGCCUCCCUCCCUCUCUCUCUCUCUCCCCCAUGAGCUUCCUCUUCUUGCCAGUUCGCUCAUUUUUGAUAUUUCUAAGUGAAAGGAUGUCUCGGAGUUGGUUGCAGAUUGGGUUGGGAACCUGGAAGGACGGAAGGAAAGAGACUGAGAGAAGGAGUGUGCAACCUGGCCUUCCCCACUUUUGGCAGAUGCAGGGGGUUGGAUGCCCACGUUUCCCUGGUGGUACCAGGAAAGGCCAGUGGCAGUGCUGCUGUCCAGCUCGUUCACAGUGCUUCAACCAGCCACAGAAAGGCUGAUUCUUUCAGCAGGAACUGAUGAGAGUCUGUACAGCAUUCCUGGAAAUCUCCAUGCAAUUUCCAUCAGGGUGAAAAACGGACAAUUUUUAUAUCCUGUGUGAUAGCGUAGUAAUUGAGAUUGAGAAUCCAAUUUCUUUCUCUAACAGUUUCUAUCCCAGCAACUGGAAAUGGCUAACAUAGCUUUUCAAAAACAUUCAGAUCUUCAUUGUGGCUUUCCAAGAAAUGAUGAUGUGACUCCCACAUACAGCUAAACCCUUCUUCUGAGCCACACCGUGAUUUCGUGCCAAUUCCCAGCCACGGAGACUCCUGCUCAGAACUGGUACCUGACAUGACCAUUUUUGUAUGUGUGCCAACACAACAAACACUUUAAACACAAAAUAUCGUUCAGAAGAGAGUAACAAAACCACACCUCCAAUAUGUUCCCCUUGAAGCUAAAAAACAGGCCAAGAAAUGAAGAUUUGUAUGCCAAAAGCUUUGCUUUCCUGUUUUAUACCUGCUGACUGUAAACACUUCAAAAGAUUGUCACUAACUCUUCCCUCUUUUUCUUCUUCAUGGUCAUGAAGGGAGCUGGGGAUGCUGUCAGGCAACACUGAGGACAGGACAGAGAAUUGAAGAGUCUGAUGUUCUGUGGGGUGGGGUGGGAAGGGUCCUUUAAACUGGAAGACAGACACUGGACUGGAGAAAACGCACAUACGGUUCACUGGAAAGUUAGUUUGCACUUAACCUCUGAUUUUAUUUGAACUGUUUUCUGGAUUUUGAAUGAAGCAAUAUGGAAGUGACCAGCAACGUACAAAAAAUAAUAAUUUUAAAUUAAAAAAAAAAAAAAAAAAAAGAAAUAUAAAUUAUUUGUAAAGGGUGACUGUGGAAAUGCCAAAACGAAGCAAAUCAAGUCUUUGGAACAAUGUCUGCCACUUCUGAGAGGCCAAUGCAGUGACUGCUUCAGAGAAUACAGUGAGAAAGCAGCCAGCUCUUCCUGCUGCUCUGUGAAGGACAGCAGAGCAAGCCUGGAAAGGAUCAGGGGAGGCAAAUGUCCUGCUCUGGCUUGCAGCACAGUACAGAAUGCCAUUUUUCUAAAAGGAGGAUUACUCUGGCACAGAAGACAGUGCCUAUGAGGUUUGAGAAGUCAAAAUGUGCAUGAUUUGCAGAGCUUUCUGUCAAAAAAUGUAAAUAAGUUUGAGUCAGUCUCCUUGCACUUAGUUCUGCUUUGAUCAACCUCAGUUUUUAGGUAACACCCCCUGACCUGCUCCUCUUUGGAAAUCCCUUUCAAACCAGAGUUUUGGAUGUUUUUAGUGACCUGGGGCAGAUGGAGCUGGGAAAGGAGGCAUAAGGACCAGAGACACCUAGGCUUGUUUCUGGCACACCAAGACUGUGUGUCAGAGCAUUUGUGAGCCUGCUUCCCACCAAACACCUUAAGGAACUAUUAGGUCCCUUUGGAGAUCUGCCUGUCUCUAACCAUCAAGGCUUUUAAAGGGUAGAAACAAUACCUGGUGUAAAAUCAGUAUCUCAGUUUAUGCACUUCAGCUCUGCUAGGGCUGAGAUCUUUGGGGUUACCUAAGCUGGCAACAGUGGUCUGGAAAUGGCACCACCCUCCUCUAAAUCCCUGCCAUUCCAACAGCUUGCCACCUUAGGGAAGCAGAGGAAGGGAGUGAGAAGCAAGCAGUGGUUACCUGAAGCUUGGUGGCUGUGGGUCAGCUUGACAAAGGUGUUAAACCUGGGUUGGUUGUUGCCCUUGUAGAUGGAAAACAGAUCACAAGGCUGGUUCAGCCAGUGAGCUGUCUGUGCACCAGCUGUGUCCAGGCCAGCUGCAGCCAGGUGUGCAUCAAGUGCAGAGCUGAAGGCUCUGAAAGCAGCAAGAACAGGUUCAGAUCUUCGAGCUGUUCAAAGGAGAUCUUGGGUCAAGUGGUUUGUGGUGGUAAGGGCAAAUGGCCAGCAGACCACUGUCAUGGGAUAGAUGGACACAAUCCUGCACUGAGGGCUUCUUGUGGUGCCUCUGGUAGCUCCUUACCAUCUUAGUGGGACACACAGAGGGUGGCUUGAGGCCCUGGAUGGCUGCUCCAGGGAAAGAUUGCCCACAGCAGCGCUCACAGGGUGUCCCCUGAUGCACAAGGGACAACGGUGCCAAGCUGCCACCACAGCAAUGUGGGUGUCCCUUCCCAGCACAGCAGCUGCCUGCAGCACCAUAGGUAGGUGGAGAAAGGCUGGUUUGUCCCUGAGCAAGUCUUGUGGCAGAGUAACUCCUGAUGGAGAAAGAAAUAUAGAAUAAAACAAGCUGCUGGCGUGGCUCACAUGUUUGAAUUCAGAGUGAACUCUGCUGGGGCAGAGGCAGGCACACUUCCAGACCCAGGCACUGGCAUGGAGCUGCUCACACAAGGUGAAGCCUGUCUGUUCCUCUGGGGAUGAAGCAGUGCUCGUGUUAGAAACAGCCCAUGGAGUAAUCCAAAUGUAAAUACUGGUGGGGUUUAACAGUUUAACAUUUUAUUUCUUACAAGGCUUGAAUUAUUUAUUAAUUUUAUUUGCUGACUGUGGGUGUGCUAUAGUACAUUAAGUAGCAUGGAAAUGCAGAUGUUCCUGCUAGUGGGGCAGCAAGGAAGCUGGAGCAGGAGCUUGGCAGCCAGGAUGAGCCAUGCAGAGCCCUGCUCGUGGGGUUUGGAAUGGCAGGGGACAGGCAGAGGAUGAAUGAACACAGUGAUUCGGGAUGAGGGAGAACUCCACACACUGCAGCCUCACAAUUUAUUUUUUUUUUAAUCUUUCCUGAGCUCCUGGUUUGAGUUGCAGUUGCCAAAACUGGCCCCUUGCCCAACAGAUGGGGCUGUGAGCCAGCCCAGAGAGCAGCAGUUUUCUGAGCCCUGCCCCUUUGCUCUGGAAGAGAAGUUCUGACAUUGGCUGGCAGGUUUUACCUCUUUGCAACAGAUAGUUUAAUCACAGCUAAAGAAAAAAAAAAAAAAAAAAAAAAAAGAAAAGGAAAAAAAAGAAAGGGAAACUGGGAGCAGAACUGUAUUGCUGUUGGCUUGGGGAAAGAACUUGGGCAAGUGCACAUGGCAGGAUCAUAGCAAGCAUUCAGCUGGGGUUCAUAGGGGAUGAAAGAUGAAGGCCAAGCUCUUUAAUGCAUAGUGACAGGUUUGGGGGGAAAGCACAAAUAUCCCCACACAAACUGCAUUUUGUCAGCUCAAACUAGCAGGUGAGCAUAUCAACAGAAGUACUUUGGGUGUAAUUCACUCUCCAGUGCCACAGAAGUGUCUGUACACAGCACACUUGGAUUUUGUGGGUUUUAGAAUGCAGUCUCCUGUUUAUAAAUGUUGUCCUUCCUCCUGUCAUGGCCUGUGUGAUGGCAGAGCAGUGACCAGCUUUUCAAGAGCACAUUUUUACCCAAGUGUGGGUCAGCCAUUGUCCAAGGCACAGAGCAACGUGCCAAAGGAAAGAGAACAACAGCUUUUUUCCUGAUCUCUUCCAGUGUUACUUGUUAUUACCUACCUGAGGGUUAUUGCAAGCACACACUGGGGCUGACUCACUGUAACAUAAUUGGCCAAAACCAACUACUUUUACAUCUACUUCAGAUCUUUUCAGAUUUUUCUUUUUCUGCAGAGCAGCCAGGAGGGAUUUUUACAAGACCACAGGCUCAGAUGUAGCAGAGUAUUUACAACUGUAUUUCAAACAGGUCAUCUCUCUCAGGUAUCAAGAGAUGGAAAUAAAUCUGCAGUAGGAGCCACCAUGUAGGUCUGAAAUCCUCCUCUGUGUACAAAGAAAUGCUGUAUCACCCCUGGAUGUACCACUUAUGUGGUAGAAAAUGUUCUUUUUGAUGGCAAGACUCAUAUGCAAUGAUCUGACACCUGUUUCCAGUAAAGAUCUCACCCUCAGCACCAGCAAUCCCAGCCCAGAGAGAAGGAAAGUGGCAGCUCUGGUAGAGCAGCUCAGCCCUGUGGAUCCAGUCUUCCCAUAGCUUUAGAUGGAGCUGAGAGCACAGAGGAGAAGAAUGAGUUGUGGGGUGAGUCAGCCUAGAAAUACAGCUUGGUUUUGUGGAUGGAAAAUCAGAUAUUAGAGGAAAAAAAUCUCUUUUUUUGUCUAAUGAUGUGUAGGUGUUGCACAUCACGGUGGCAGCUAAUGGAAUGAUGGGGUUGGAGCUCCUUUAUUCCAUCUGGGAGAUGAGGAGACUGGCACCAGGCAGAGUGAGGCUGGUGGUCCACCUGCUCAUUUCCAGCUGUCACUCGCUCCAGUGUCACUCCUGUGGAUCUUCAGCCUCUGCUGAUGACAAAACAGCUCAGCUGUGGUUAUGUAGAAAUCUUGGAUUUGGGUUCAGAUUGUUUUCAGAAAGGCAGGGCUGAGUGGGAUCAGGUGGCUGGCUGCAGUGCUUGUGUUCCAUCAAGAAGAGACUGCAGGUGUCCCACAGAGUGAAGCACCACUGUGUGUGCAGCAUUCCCUCAAUUUUAUUUUCUGCCUGUUGCUGAGUGUUUGUUAUAAAGGUGGAAAAGGUCACUUUUACAAAUGGGGCUUUCAGAAUGGGAACAAAUAGCAAAAAUAAAGCUAUGUGGUUAGGAGCACCACUCUAAAAUGUCCACAAAUCACAGCUCCAUGUUAGUUCUAAUGUUAUUUUAGCACAGUUUUAGUUUACCACUGUGUGGAACAGUGGUUUGUUCUGAUGGUAGCUCCUUGCUCUUGAGGAAAUCACAGGCAGGUGAUGGCUGGGAUCUGCCUGUCAGUUUGGACAAUGCAGAGCACUUUGUAGGGAACUCUGUGAGUGUUCAGGUGAUGGUGGUGGGACUCAGUGGGGCUUCAGCUGUAGCCAGUCUCAUCUACCCAGAGCCAGAGGAACCCCUUCUGCCCAGCUGGGGUCUGUGGAUGCUCUGAGGGGGAAGCCCAAUAGGAAACAAGAAGAAUCAAAGCUGUUUCUUUCCUCCCUUUUUUAUUAUUUAAUUUUAGAAGUGAGCUUUGUGUAUACCUUGGCAGAGAGAGGUUUUCAGGGGAGUUUUGUAGGGUGUUAAGCAAUGUGAGUAGUUGUGUCCCAGCUCUUCUCCCCUCACCAAUAAAAAAGCCAUGAAAUCGUGCUCCAGUGGUGGUGUGGGUGAACCCUCUGGGGUGGUGGGACUGAUGGUGGUGGGACUGAUGGUGGUGGGACUCAGUGGGGCUUCAGCUGUAGCCAGUCUCAUCUACCCAGAGCCAGAGGAACCCCUUCUGCCCAGGGCACCCUCCAAGGUGCUGGGGUCUGUGGAUGCUCUGAGGGGGAGUCCCAAUAGGAAACAAGAAGAAUCAAAGCUGUUUCUUUCCCCCCUUUUUUAUUAUUUAAUUUUAGAAGUGAGCUUUGUGUAUACCUUGGCAGAGAGAGGUUUUCAGGGGAGUUUUGUAAGGCGUUAAGCAAUGUGAGUAGUUGUGUCCCAGCUCUUCUCCCCUCACCAAUAAAAAAGCCAUGAAAUCAUGCUCCAGUGUGGUGUGGGUGAACCCUCUGGGGUGAAGGUGCAUCCUGCCCAGCUCCCUCAGGCUGCAGGAGCCAUCCCUGGCACUGUUUGCCAGCAGCUUGGUCCCAUCCCAACCUCUGAGCACUCCUAGGGGGGGAAGCACUGUAUUGUCCAUAGCACUCUGAAGACUAAACCCUUUUGGGAUGACCACAGUAGGGAACUGUGACUGGUAUUUUCUCAGUGUAGAUAUGUAUGCUGUUCUUUCGAGGUAAGGUACUCUGACAUAUGUAGCAUAAACUGGUCCUGCUGUUAAAUGGGUCGAUUAUUAACUGAGCAGCUGUGUAGGGGUAGCUAACUUUGAAUGCAUGAAAUCACUGACAUGGGGUGGGGAGUAGGUACUGGCUACUUGUGGGGGUACUCAUGGAGAGGAGAAUGCGGGUGGAUGAGAAAACUGGUAAUUUUUAAUAGCAUUUUAAAGAUGCAAGUCCAUUUGAUACAUUAUUCACAAUGGUUUUAAUCCCUUCUUUUGCCCAGUUUUUGCUGCUUCCCCAACAUUGUAAGCUGGAAUUGCUAAAUAGGUGUCAGUCCUUGUAGAGGGAAGGGGAACUGAGGAGAAGUGUCAGCGUGUUGGGGAAGACACUAAUUUCUUGCAAAGUGAUGCAUUCAGAGUUAGCUGCCUUUCUGGAACAAAAAUAAUAAAAAAAAAAAGAAAUUCAAUACCUACUGUAUGUUACUUUGAAAAUGUGAAUAGUAUUUUUAUAGCUUGUUAAAGACACAGCUAGUUGCAUUUGUAAAUAAGGAUAAUGUUGCUUUUAUUUUCCUUGUGGACACCAUUGUUUGGAACAUAAUUGUCCUUAGGGUUGAUUUGUAUAUAGGUAAUUUGCUUGUGAUUUAAGCCGCUCCUCCCCUUUCCUUUCUGUCCCUCCCCAGCCCCUGGUUUUGGUUAGAAGUACCAUCCUCAGCAUUCUGUGUGAUUCUGUGUUUUAGCUCUGUUGUGGUGUGUUCAGACUUUCUGCACUUGCUUACACAGUAGGGUAUGCCAAUCGUGUGUGGCGUAAUGUUACUUUAACCUUUCCUUUCUCAUAUUUUAGCUGUUGAGAAUUAUACACUCUUAAAAUACUUACUGACCUGGGUUAAUAUUAGGUACAUACUUUAGCAUAAUUUCCCUUCUUUUCAUGGUUUUCUCGGGUUUUUUCCCUUUUUUUUUUCCUUUUUUUUUUUUUUUUUUUUCCUUUCCUUUCCCUUCCCUUUUGUCUUGUUUGGAAGCUGGGAAGAAACCUCUGGAUCUUCUCUUUGUGUGGUUCUAUUCCCCACUCUCGUGUGCAGCCCAGAGUUUCUCCUCAUGGUCCUUGGGGUAGAGCUUUAUCUGUUUGUUAAGGCAAAUGUAGACUGCAACCCACCUUGCAUCAACCCACGCUCAUCCCAGCUGAACAAUUUGAAAACUGUUCUGCCUUUUUGUUACAUGAAUCU